AUGGCACCAGCUGACGCCGGAGAACCCGACUACGAGAGUGAUCCCGAGGAGCUGAAGCGCUCGCUGACGAGGAGGAGGAGAGAAGCGAGUGACGACGAUGAAGACGAUGAGGUCAAAAACCACAGGGCUGAGAUUGAUUCGGAACAAUCCGAUUCUGAUGACCAGGGAGGCACCGGGAAGUUUGAUAAUGACGAAAACAAGAGUGAAGACGGAGAGGAUAGUUACGAGGAGGAAGAAGCUUAUGAGUACAAGGAACAAUCAGUCGAUGGCGACAAGAGGAUUAUUCUGAUGAAGCCGGCAGUUGAAGAUGCGGCAGCAGUUCCUGUAGAUCCAGAGGAAGAGAAGGAGAAGCAAUCGGCUGCAGUGCCUACCGGCGGAGCUUUUUAUAUGCAUGAUGACAGAUUUCAGGAGAUGUCUGCCGGCGGCCAAAGCAGGCGAAUGCGUGGUGGAAGGAGAUCGUGGGGAUCUGGAGAGGAAGGAAAAUGGGGACAUGACAAAUAUGAAGAGAUGAAUACUCAGGAGAAACGUUAUGAUCAAAGGACUACUAGAGGCCGAGGUCGCGGUCGAGGUCGUGGUCGAGGUAGGGGACAAGAGCGUGGAUACAGUAGAAGAGGCGGUUCUAACGCAUCGUCCAGCAAAGGACAGCAGCAAAUUUUUGUUCCUAAAGCUGUCACACGAGAGGGAGAGCCCAGGAAGGAGCAGGUUCCCCUUAGCAAAGGCAAUCAAGCACAUUCCAUGCAGAGCAAACAAUUACGGAAUUCUCAUGGGUCACAAAAUUCUCAUGAGAAAACGUCACACCUCGAUUCACGCCGUUCACCAGCUGCCCCUGCUAAAAUGGAGAGUGAAGGAGCCCAUACCAAAAAGAACGUAGUGGCUUCGAGUCUAAACUCUGCUUCUCGUCCGUAUUAUCCUACAAAUUCCUCGAGUAAUUUGGUACAUGGUGUACAAGCUGGUAUGGAAAGACUCCACAUGAAUGAAAGUGCAGGGCCUCCUGGGAAGAAGUACUGGAAUCCAAAAUCCGCUUUUUCACCAGCUCACACUGCCCAGAAUUUUCAGUCCACGAGUCAAGGUACAGGUGCACCAGCUGCUGGGAACGUGUAUUACCCCCAAUCUCACAGUCAAGGUGACAGAAUGCAACUCAAUGGAGAUUCAAAAGGCACUGGUCAGAGCGGUAUUAGACCUUCUGGUCAGGGAUUUGAUCAGCAAUCUUCUGUUAGCAGAUCAUUGUCUUCCUCUUCUCAGAAAAAUAGCUCAUCGACCAAUCAGUAUCCUCCUGGUGAAAUAGAGUCUGCAUCGGAGUUAGGUGCAUUGAUUCCUAAGGGAAAAGGGACUCUCCAGCCUAGUGGAAGCGGCUCUUUUAUGUAUAAUGGAUCUCAAGUGAUGGGGCGAGCAGAAAGUCUGGCAUCUGGUGACAAUUCUAAUUUCCCAGCCUUUCUGCCUGUUAUGCAAUUCGGUGGCCAGCAUGGUGGGGUUCCGACUUUUGGAAUGGCUUUUCCAGGCUACGUCGAGUCUGAAAAUGGUGUUAGAAAUCCAGAGAUGACAUGGAUGCCAGUUUUGGCUGGUCCAGGAGCUUUAGGGGCGUCAUACGCACCAUAUGCUGCUAUUGAUGGUUCUUACCAAGCACACUUGCCAGGGUUACCUUCCUCUGUAGGAUCCUCAAGCAAAGGGAAUAGUACGGAUAACCUCAAAGAUCUGGAGAAAUCCAUGGAGAGGCCUGGUACUCGGGAGAUGAGCUUUAGCCAGGCCCUGUUGCUUCUCCAAGCCUCGUUCGAUAAUCGUUACAGAGCACUUUCGAUCGCAGUUGUUCCUGAAUUUCUUAGGAAAGUCGAUGUUCCAAGCUUUGGUCAGCCAGACUGUUUGGUGUUUCUUUUUUCCAUUGUUCGUAUGUAA
Molecule: messenger RNA, 1890 nt
Organism: Microthlaspi erraticum
Lineage: Eukaryota; Viridiplantae; Streptophyta; Magnoliopsida; Brassicales; Brassicaceae
Source: the annotation of a GenBank genome assembly